AUGGCCACCUCUAAAUCAACCCCUCUCUUCGGCGGCGCAAUCACAGUCGAUCUGCCCUCCACCUUCAGCGACGUCAGCAAUAUCCGCCAAGUCCCCGACCACCAGGAAGUCUAUCUCGACAGCAAUGGCUUCGCGAGCGUCAUGUUUGACAUCCUCGAGCGCGUCGGUGAAGCAGAGGCCGCAACCGACGAACAAGCGCUGAAGUACCACUUCAACGACAUCGUUUCGGGCACCGGAGACCGUACAGAGAUGUACAUGCCCGGGGAUGCGCCGUUGGCCAAGCUGCCCACCACCCGCGCCCUCACCCUCCUUGCAACCCAACACCCGACGACAAAGCGCAACCCCAAGGACGCCGACUUCACCGUCAUCCAGCUGAUCCUGAUCCGACUCGUCUCCCAGGAGACUGACGUUGUAAUCUCGGUCAACGUGCCUCACGUGCCGGGUGAGAACAGGGACCAGGACGUGGACGUGACGGCGGAGAAGAUGGCGACGGCGAAGGGGAUCCGAGAUCAGAUUCUGCAGACUUUUGAGGUCAGGGACUGGGGACUGUUUGGGCAGUGA
Molecule: messenger RNA, 561 nt
Organism: Coniosporium apollinis CBS 100218
Lineage: Eukaryota; Fungi; Ascomycota; Dothideomycetes
Exons: 3
Coding region: 1-561 (186 amino acids)
Biological process (GO): protein import into nucleus
Cellular component (GO): nucleus
Molecular function (GO): guanyl-nucleotide exchange factor activity; small GTPase binding
Source: RefSeq, a predicted model, not a curated record